AUGAAGAAAAGCAGAGGCCGGACAGGUCGAAGGAGAAGAAGAAAACACUUGCAGCGUUUGAUGGACGGAGUCAACUGCAGUCAAGAACUGGAAUACAUUAAACUUAAGAAGUGGCUGAAAGACAGAGGAUUUGAAGACAGUAAUUUAAGGCCAGCACAGUUCUGGGAUACAGGAAGAGGACUGAUGACGACAAAAGCUCUUCAGGCAGGGGAUCUGGUUAUUUCACUGCCUGAGAAAUGCUUACUCACCACAGGCACGGUCCUUAGUAGCUGCUUGGGAGAAUACAUUGUGAAAUGGAAGCCUCCUGUAUCUCCUUUGAUAGCACUGUGCACUUUUUUAAUAGCAGAGAAGCAUGCUGGUGAGAAAUCUCUGUGGAAGCCGUAUCUUGAUAUUUUACCCAAGACAUACACUUGCGCUGUUUGUUUGGAGCAUGAUGUAGUAAGCCUUCUUCCUGAACCUUUAAGAAAGAAGGCACAGGAGCAGAGAACGAUUCUCCAUGAGUUGUACGUGUCUUCCAAAGCUUUUUUCUCUUCCCUGCAACCUUUGUUUGCUGAGAACACAGGAACUAUUUUUAACUACAGUGCUCUAGAGUGGGCUUGGUGCACUAUUAAUACCAGGACAAUAUACAUGAAACAUUCACAGAAGGAAUGUUUUUCUCUUGAGCCAGAUGUUUAUGCGUUGGCGCCAUAUUUGGAUUUGCUAAACCACAGUCCAAAUGUUCAGGUAAAGGCUGCGUUUAAUGAGCACACAAGAAGCUAUGAAGUUCGGACAAAUUCACAGUGCAAAAAAUAUGAAGAAGUAUUUAUCUGCUAUGGGCCUCAUGAUAACCAGCGAUUGCUACUAGAAUAUGGAUUUGUUGCCAUGAAUAACCCUCACAGCUGUGUUUAUGUCACAUCAGAUAUGCUCCUCAUGUAUUUUCCACCACUGGACAAGCAGAGAAAUGCAAAAAUUUCCAUUCUAAAGGAUCAUGGUUUCUUAGAGAACCUGACCUUUGGAUGGGAUGGACCAUCUUGGAGACUCCUCACAGCCCUCAAGUUGUUAAGUCUUGGAGUAGAUGAAUUUACUUGCUGGAGGAGAACUCUGCUUGGUGAUGUAAUUUCAGCCAGAAACGAACAGCAGGCUUUGACUGUAACAGCAAAAAUAUGCCAUUUUUUAAUAGAGGAGACACAGCAUGUCCUUCUUCAGAUUUCCCAGUUGAAAAGGAACAAAGAGAACCUCAAAAAACACCUGGCUUUGGUAGAGGCACUACAUUUGGAGGAUCUGAAGAUACUACAAAAGUCAGCUGAGAUUCUUUGCAACUUGAAUAUGGCAACAACUUGACCCAUCUGAAGCUGUGAUGGCUGUGGCUGCUUGGAGCUCAUUUGCCAUGGAUGUGCCUUGCUCAGCUGUUUUAAUGGACCUAAGCAGCAAAGAAUAAUGUAAAAGGUCAUCAGAAUAUGCCUAGUUUUGUUUACAGGGUCACACAGGACCCAGAGUCUUAUUUUGUUCUUUGCUGACCUUCUUCAGUAAUACAAAAGGUGAGCC
Messenger RNA from Charadrius vociferus (killdeer), 1524 nucleotides. It is a transcript of the gene SETD4, whose product is annotated as SET domain containing 4. Gene Ontology annotation, molecular function: transcription coactivator activity; histone H3K4 methyltransferase activity; protein binding. The transcript has 10 exons. The record is from RefSeq and is a predicted model, not a curated record. The coding region runs from base 1 to 1320 and encodes 439 amino acids. NCBI's taxonomy places the organism in Eukaryota, Metazoa, Chordata, Aves, Charadriiformes, Charadriidae. Gene Ontology annotation, biological process: peptidyl-lysine trimethylation; positive regulation of transcription by RNA polymerase II; peptidyl-lysine dimethylation.